This is a messenger RNA of Anopheles coustani, 925 nucleotides long. RefSeq names its product nucleolar protein 12 (gene vito). The coding region runs from base 62 to 892 and encodes 276 amino acids. Lineage: Eukaryota; Metazoa; Arthropoda; Insecta; Diptera; Culicidae. The record is from RefSeq and is a predicted model, not a curated record. Gene Ontology annotation, molecular function: RNA binding. The transcript has 2 exons. Gene Ontology annotation, cellular component: nucleolus.
CUAGCAAAGCGCACGAAAAUACAACAGUGUUAAAAUACAUUAUUAAAACUAAUCAAACGAGAUGAAACGUAAAUCAGAAAAUGGUAAUGUACAGCCUUUCACUCGGAAGAAGACGGAGCUGGUCUUUAAUCCAGAAAAGAGGGCGGAAUUCCUUUCCGGAUUCCACAAACGCAAGCUACAUCGCAAAAAAAUUGCAAUCAGUCAAAUGCAACGGAAGCUGAAAGAGGAAAAGAAACGUAUUCGUGACGAGGCAAAGGACAAUGUUAAGAAGCUGUAUCAUUCUUUUAAACCGAUACCCGAACUAAUGGAAAAGGAGGACGAGGAAGAUCAAGAGGAGGAGUACGACACGGAGAACGUCACAGUAAAGGUUGUGGAGCUAUCGACCACCGAGUUGGCCAAGGAAAAUAAUUGGAUUGGAGCAAAUCGAGGCGCGAAGGAUAGUGAGUCGGAACAGGAGCAGGAACAAAGCGACGACGAAGCAGACGAGCGCCAGCUUGGCGUUGUGCCGGGUAUGGAGCUUGAGGGGGAGAAAAAAGUCAAGCGAAAGCUUAAAGCCUUCACGGAAGAAUCGGAUGAUGAGACAAAGAAGGCGGGUAAGGUUCAAGAGGGCGAAGAUAAGUCCAGACAAAAGAAGGGUCCGGUGCUGAAUCUGGAUGGUAUUCGCUCGAAGAAGGAAUUAAAUCACAAAAUCAAGCGGUACGCCUUGAAAUCGAUGAAGCAAAGUCAACCCUUCCGGCAGAAGCACCGUCUACAGCAGCAGCAAAAUCUGAAAAAGUCACGCCGCGUUAAGCACUUCAAGGAGAAACAUCUGAAGCAGAAGAAAGGCUUUAACAAACAUAGAUUAGCCGGCCGUGGAGAAACGAGCAGACAGAGACGCAGUAACGAUGAUUAGAAUAACUAGUGCGCAUGGAAUAAAGGGAAAGUG